Molecule: messenger RNA, 2398 nt
Organism: Anneissia japonica
Lineage: Eukaryota; Metazoa; Echinodermata; Crinoidea; Comatulida; Comatulidae
Product: SAM pointed domain-containing Ets transcription factor-like
Exons: 7
Coding region: 201-1154 (317 amino acids)
Biological process (GO): regulation of transcription by RNA polymerase II; cell differentiation
Cellular component (GO): nucleus
Molecular function (GO): sequence-specific DNA binding; DNA-binding transcription factor activity, RNA polymerase II-specific
Source: RefSeq, a predicted model, not a curated record
CUUUGGAAAGAAGGCGGUCCACGAUGACGUCAACCGUCUAUAAAGUGAAAACAUCGUUUUAAUUACACCAUUCACAAUCGAAACUCCAUACCAAUACAACGCAGCCUAGGACUUAGUUUACUGAAUAUAUAUCCAGGUUACUUACGCCAACGCUGGAAUCUCAACAAUCAAAAAUUUUCAACCAACUUAAACAAGAAAAAAUGGGAGAAGUGUGCCUGCUAAACCCAAUUUCUAACUUUCAAGACCAGGAUAAGUCGUUUUUAGACAUCAGUAAUAGCUACAAUCGUAGCCCAGGCUUUGUGGAGCAGUCUCAUAUGUUUGCUCCUACCAGUCCAUUUGAAGCUGAAAGGUCGGUAGAGUCACCAGUGGACGUGGAACAGUCUAUGUUCGAGAGUCCUCCAUACGAGAACGAAAGCAUGGAACAAGUACAGCAACUCAUCGUGAAAGAGGUUAUGAAAGAUAUCACAGUCGCUUGUCAAUAUCUCAAUAUUCCACAAGAUCCUCAAUACUGGACACAUGAGCAGGUAGAGAAAUGGGUCCUCUGGACAUUUCAUCACUAUGGUAUGCAACCAGCUAACAUGGAGUGUUUUUCCAUGAAUGGCUAUCAGCUCUGCAUGUUGUCUGACAUCAACUUCCGACAUAUUGACCCACGAUGUGGCGACAUUCUUUAUGCACACCUCGACAUUUGGAAAACAGCGGCCAAAAUGUACCCAGUUCCACAAAUGCAGCCAUCGAUUUUUAUGCAGCCUGAGAUCAAACCUGAAGAAUACAUGUACGUACAUCCAAGCGACAACAUAAGCACUGGCUCAAACAGUGAUGAUGAAGUAUCUCUUCCUUCACCAACUGCUUCCGGCCCAAACACCUCCAUGACCCCAAACCACAAAGGCGGUAUUCAUCUGUGGCAGUUUCUGAAAGAAUUGUUGCUGCAACCAGAUUCAUACAGUUAUUGUAUUAGAUGGCUUAACAGAACAGAAGGUAUUUUCAAGAUUGAAGAUUCAGUUGAAGUUGCUCGUUUGUGGGGACUGCGAAAAAACAGACCGGCAAUGAAUUACGAUAAACUGAGUCGAUCGAUCCGACAAUACUACAAAAAGGGAAUCAUGAAGAAGACAGAAGUUUCCCAGCGUCUUGUGUAUCAAUUUGUCCACCCAUGUUAAAAGAAAAAAUGAUUAACUUAGAUUGGACUUGUACUAAACAACAGAUUAUAUUUUUCAGUAAAAUCGGAGUUUGAUGGAACUUUCUUAUAAUAUGUAAAUUUUGAUAAUACUCAAAUAUAUUUGUAUAUAAUUGUAAAUUUAUUUCAGCUAAGAUUUGAUAUAAGAUUAUACCAAUACAUCAAGUGUGUAUAUAAAAUUAAUGAGAUUAUAUAUUUUAUGUUUAUAUUUAUUUAUUUUCAAUUAUCGAUUCAAGAUUUUAAUCUUUAGUAUUCAAGUUAUUCACAUUUUAUAUUCAGUAUUGAUGAUUCGAAAAAAAAAAAAAAAAUUGUUAGAGUGGUUAGUAGAAUGAAUGUGGUGCAUUCUGUCAAACUUGGGGGUUUGGUUCCCACUUUGAUUGCUUGAUAGUGUCCUGGGAAAAUGUACUUUAUCCCUGUUGUCUCUACCAAGGUGUAUAAGUUGAUACCUGGUAGGCCAAAGUAUUAAUGUGUAGGUUUAACUAAUGUUAUGGAACACUCUCCUGGAGAGAAUGUGUUCCUAGGUGUUUGGUCCAGUGACAGGGUGAUAAUGUGAGCGCAUAGCGGCCUUUAUUAAUAUGCACUGUAAACGACUGGUAUAAUCAUUAAUAAUUGAAUAUAUAUAUCUUGGUCAAUACGAAAGAAAAGUAUUUUGAGUCAUUCCUUAGAGAAAAAACUUUGCUUUGUAAAUGAAUUGCUUAGAAAGAGAUAAACAUAGUGGAUAUCUUGCAAGUAAUGUGAGAUAAUUAAGAGUACAGCCAAACGGCUGAAUUGUCAUGUGUCUGACAAAACGUAAACAAAAGGUUAACAAUCGUACUUUAAAAUAUAAUUUGCCUCUAUACAAAUAAACUUCUUUUAAUGACAGUAAUUCAUAUUACACAUAUUUUUAUGAAUUUUAAAUAUUGCACAACUACACAAGUUUUUGAAAUAUUUAUGCAAAGUAAAAUUUCUAUAAAACAUUAAAGUAAAUUAAGAAGAUUAAGAAGUCUUACUGAGAAUAAGUUUUAAAGUACUUAAGGUAUCGAAAAAUGAAACAGGUGUUUCGCAGAUUUACAACUUUUGUUGUAAUGUGUAUGUUCUAAGAACAUUUAUAUUGCUACAUAUGGUAUAGGAUUAGAAUUUUGCUUGAAGCUUUUACAGAUACUAUAUCAUGCAACUAUAUGUAGAAAAGAAUUACUCAAUAGUGCCAAAGAAUAAAUAAAUUGCUCAGCUUGCAAGAAAUAGAUAUAA